Desarmillaria tabescens is the source of this 943-nucleotide messenger RNA. RefSeq lists its product as uncharacterized. Lineage: Eukaryota; Fungi; Basidiomycota; Agaricomycetes; Agaricales; Physalacriaceae. The transcript has 3 exons. Bases 96 to 755 code for a protein of 219 amino acids. The record is from RefSeq and is a predicted model, not a curated record.
UCGGCUUCCUUCCUUCUUACCAUCACUACCGUCGCAACCUCCGCGGAUACCUCCUUCACUGUGACUUCUACGUCCUCCAGCGCGUUACUUUCAAAAUGUCCAGUCGCCGAGCUCAAACACGACGGAACACUUCAACAUCUAGUACAUCUAUUCAACCGCCUAGGCAAAAGCAUUCCACAAUGAAAGGCGAACAAACUUUGCUUUCCAAUUCUCCCGAUUUAAAUGACUUCUUGGACGAAUACGCUCUGCAGUCUCCAACUUCAUCUGGCGUCAUGACCUCUACAAACUAUCUCAGACUCCGCUUGCAUCUCCAGCGCGUGCCUUCUUCGCGGAUUGACUUCUUUGUUGAGCCUAGUUUGCAGGACCGAUAUUUCACUUAUUCCCCGGACGUCGACGCCCUCUUGUACAAGGGAAUCCGUGUUGCAUCACAAGAUGAGAUACCCUAUAUACUUUCUCAAUUCAUCUUCAAGAAGGAAUCGACACGCUCCGUGCAUACCAGGAUUUCAAAGGAAUAUUCUUUCAUUCCGUAUGAAGUUGUGGCGGAAUACUACAGACGAUUUCCUCGACCAUCAGGCCGUAAUAUCAGAGUCUCGAAGAAAAAGAAGAGGGAUUCGCUCAUGGUCUCAGAGAAGGAGAACUACCCUCUUUCCAGGAAGGGCAUGACUAAGCUUUCUCCCUCUACUGCUCUGUCUCUUUCAUACCUUCCUUUUCCCUUCGCGAAUUCUCUCGUCACCACUAAUCUGCGUUAUCUUUGAAGCACAGUCGUCGUCGUAGCGCCGGAGCCAUUGGACGUCAAGGUCAUUUGUUGCCUUUACGUUCAAUUUCUAGGUCUUCUGUCAACGACUCAGAGGUUACGUCAGAGGUUGAAGUAGAGGAAAUCCUCCUGUCGCUAGGCUAGAUUACAGUCCAUAUCAGAGACUAGAUAUUCGAGGGCAUCGGCGUU